AUGCUCAAUAAUAGUCUAAAAUCAAAUAAUACAAUGGUAUAUAUUCAGACUAUUCUUAUGCAAAUAUCGAUACCAUAUAUAAUUAUUGUUUCUUUAAUUGGUAUUGCUGGAAAUGUUAUUACAAUUGUUAUGUUAUCUAAACGAUCUUUAACAAAAAAUUUUAAUAAUUGUACAUUAAUUGCACUUGCAAGUACAGAUCUAUUAUUUAAUUUAGCACUUGUUUCUCGUUGUUUAAGUGAUUUAAUAGAAUUAAAUUCCGAUAUAUUUUGUCGUUUAUUAUCAUUUUUUUCUCAUUUAGCUGAAUUAUUAUCAGCUUGUUUUACAGUUCAUUUUACAAUUCAACGUUUUGUUGCUGUUAAAUUUCCUUUAAGUGUAUUUAUUGAAAGAAAAAAUUAUUUUUUACAUUAUUCUAUUCUAACAUUAUUUAUUUUAUUUGGUAUUGCUUAUUGUUUAUUACUUAUAACAAAAAAUCAAUAUGAAAAUUGUCAAGAAGAAUUACAUUUAAAUUGGUUUCUAUCUGAUGCAUUAUUAUCAUUUGUUAUACCAUUUACAUUAAUUGCUAUAUUAAAUUUAUUAAUUAUAUUUCAUUUAAGAAAAACAUGUCGAAAUAAUCAACAAUUAAUAUUUACAAAACAAUCAAAGAAAAAUUUUUUACCAUUAAAUUCAAAACGAAAAAGUUUAAUUUCAUUUGAUUCAAUUUCACAAGCAAAAUUAUCUGAAACUUCAACCGUAACAAAUAUUAAGGCUUCAAAAUAUCAAUUAUCAGUAAAUGAAGAAACUAAAGAUCAUUUUCUUACUGUUGGUGUUACAACUCAUCGUACCGGUUCAAUACGUUCAACAACACGUUCUCAAGCUCAAUCACAUCGUGUAACACGUAUGCUUAUUUUAGUCUCAACUUGUUUUCUAUUACUUAAUGCUCCUUCACACAUCUGUUCAAUUAGUUUAAAAAUUUAUACAUUAAAAAAAUCUCAAAUCAUUAAUAAUACUGUUCAAAAAUAUCUAAAUUUAAUUAGUAAUUCGAAUGGAACAGUAUCAGCUAUAAUUGAAAAUCCAAAUUUUGUUCAUACAAUAGCAACAAUUAGAAGUGAAAAUCCAUCUAUAAUUAAUUUAAAUUUUUUUCAUAUAUUUUAUACUAUUGUUAUUAUAACACAACAUAUAUCUUAUUUAUCAUAUUCAAUAAAUUUUUUUCUUUAUUCAUUUUGUGGAAUGAAAUUUCGUCAAGAACUUCUUAGAUAUUUAUCACGUUAUGGAAAAUAUCAACGACAAAUACAAACAUCACGUAUUAUAACUAGUUAA
Rotaria sp. Silwood1 is the source of this 1296-nucleotide messenger RNA. NCBI's taxonomy places the organism in Eukaryota, Metazoa, Rotifera, Eurotatoria, Philodinida, Philodinidae. The record is from the annotation of a GenBank genome assembly.